Molecule: messenger RNA, 2136 nt
Organism: Polyodon spathula (Mississippi paddlefish)
Lineage: Eukaryota; Metazoa; Chordata; Actinopteri; Acipenseriformes; Polyodontidae
Product: POU domain, class 6, transcription factor 2-like
Exons: 9
Coding region: 19-1965 (648 amino acids)
Biological process (GO): regulation of transcription by RNA polymerase II
Molecular function (GO): RNA polymerase II cis-regulatory region sequence-specific DNA binding; DNA-binding transcription factor activity, RNA polymerase II-specific
Source: RefSeq, a predicted model, not a curated record
UGCUUAUUCUAGGAUCCAAUGAUUACUGGACAGCUCAGUAAGCCCUUGCUGUCUUUCCGGAGUGAGAUGAACGCGGAGCUGAGAGGUGAGGGCAAAGCGGACACUUCAGACAAUGAGCUGAAUGAGUCUCUGCUUGCGCCCGCAGAACAAAAUGACAGUGAGGACACUCCCAGCAAGCUCUUUGGGGCCAGAGGGAACACAGUGCAGUUGGAAACAGGCAGCAGCGUAGCUGACCAGCAUCAGCCAAGCCAAUCACACACGGCCUUUCCUGUUGGCCCGCAGUCGUUGUUGGCAGCACAACAGUUGGGAUCAGCUGUGGCAGGGGUGAUGCCUGGGGGAGCUCCAGGCCUCAAUCAGCCAAUCCUCAUUCCUUUCAACAUGGCCGGGCAGCUGGGCGGGCAGCAGGGGCUAGUGCUGACACUGCCCACCGCCAACCUGGCCAACAUCCAAGGCCUGGUGGCAGCGGCAGCAGCUGGAGGCAUUAUGACGUUACCACUCCAAAACCUUCAAGCUACCUCAUCCCUGAACUCGCAGCUCCAGCAUCUGCAACAACUACAACAGCUACAGCAGCACCAGCAGCAACACCAACAGCAACACCAAGGGCAACAGCAGCAGCAGAACCAUCAACCGCUACAGCAGCAGCAGCAGACAAACCAACAAUCAUCCCACAGUCAGUCUCAGUCUGCUGCAGCCUCCCCACAGCAGAAACGGAGCCAGUCACCAGGACAGGGGCUCCCGUCUCCUCUCACGUCACCCAAUCCCCUCCAGCUCAAUCCACUGGCCAGCCAAGCCGCAGCGGCAGCAGCCUUGGGGUCUAUAGCCGGCUCGCAGGCCUUCGGAAAUGCACUGUCCAGUCUUCAGGGGGUCACAGGGCAACUGGUCACUAAUGCACAAGGACAGAUCAUUGGAACAAUUCCACUGAUGCCUAACCCAGCCGUGCCAUCAAGUCAGACAGGAGGUGUAACGCAGGGCCUUCAGAUGCACCCAAUCACCCCUCAGCUGCUGACAAACGCCCAAGGCCAGAUUAUCGCCACGGUCAUCGGGAAUCAGGUCCUACCUGUCAUCAACACCCAGGGAAUAACACUGUCGCCCAUCAAGCCAGGCCAACAGCCCCAGCAGACACAGGUAGGUCCAGCAUCGUCGCAGGCCGGCCUUCUCCACUUGACACACAACCAGGCCUCCAUGUCUCAGAGCCCAGUGCGUCAGGCCUCCUCAUCAUCAUCAUCUUCCUCCUCCACAUUGUCCUCUUCAUCAGCUCUCAGUGUUGGACAGCUGGUCAGCAACCCUCAGACAGCCCCCAGUGAAGUUGACGGAGUAAAUCUGGAAGAAAUUCGAGAGUUUGCCAAAGCUUUUAAAAUCCGCCGCCUGUCCCUUGGGCUGACACAGACACAAGUUGGGCAAGCUUUAAGUGCCACAGAAGGCCCAGCAUACAGCCAGUCUGCCAUCUGCAGACACACCAUCCUGAGAAGCCACUUUUUCCUACCACAGGAAGCCCAAGAGAACACUAUAGCUAGCAGUCUGACAGCCAAACUGAACCCUGGCCUUUUAUAUCCUGCCAGGUUCGAGAAGCUGGACAUCACCCCUAAAAGCGCCCAGAAGAUAAAGCCCGUUCUUGAGCGAUGGAUGGCUGAGGCAGAAGCCCGCCACCGCUCCGGAAUGCAGAACCUCACCGAAUUUAUCGGCAGCGAGCCUUCUAAAAAACGCAAGAGGCGGACAUCGUUCACCCCACAAGCUCUGGAGAUUUUGAAUUCCCACUUUGAGAAGAAUACACACCCCUCGGGGCAGGAAAUGACAGAAAUAGCGGAAAAACUGAACUACGACCGGGAAGUGGUCCGUGUCUGGUUUUGCAACAAGAGGCAAGCGCUGAAAAACACAGUGAAGCGUUUGAAACAGCAUGAGCCAGGAUCACUGGUGUCAAUGGAGCCUUUGACAGACUCUUUGGAAGAGCAUUCUUUAAACAAUUGAGAACAAAAAUCAAAUAAAACAAAGGUUCCCACCAUAGAAAACACUCACUAGUAAAUAAAGCCUGAAAACCUGUGGGCAGCAGGAUUCGUCACAGUCCACACGUUCUCCCUAUUUUUAAACAAAAAAAGAGACACAGCACUCAGUGUGUUGUCGUGUAGUAGUUGAAGCCAG